Gossypium arboreum is the source of this 1301-nucleotide messenger RNA. RefSeq names its product probable transcription factor KAN4. Gene Ontology annotation, cellular component: nucleus. Lineage: Eukaryota; Viridiplantae; Streptophyta; Magnoliopsida; Malvales; Malvaceae. The transcript has 6 exons. Gene Ontology annotation, biological process: regulation of DNA-templated transcription; abaxial cell fate specification. Bases 322 to 1137 code for a protein of 271 amino acids. The record is from RefSeq and is a predicted model, not a curated record. Gene Ontology annotation, molecular function: transcription cis-regulatory region binding.
CACCAUUAUUAUACAUAUAUAUACAAUAUAUAUAUAUCUUUCUCCAUUCAAAAGGGCUCUGAUCUUUUUUCUCUGCAUCCUUUAAAUGCAUAAGUUUCCCUUUUUUACUAACCUUUUCUCUUCAAAACUAUCAUCCCCAUAAAAAAUCAAUCUCUCUUUUCCUGCAAUCCUUUUUUUUAUCAACCCUAGUGUAGAUCCUAAUAAAAAAGCCUAUAUUCUCUUUAUAACCAAGCACCAUUCAUGCAAACUAAUCAUAAGCCACUCAUGAUCUAAUCAAUCCACUUUUUCCCUUUUGUAUCUGGGUUUUUUCAGCCUUCCACAAUGAUGAGAACCACAGCUUUGCCUGAUCUAUCUUUGCAGAUUAGCCCACCAUCGGUUAAAGAAAUGGCCGAUGAUGGGUUGUCGAUGAAAUCUAUUUACAGUGAUAGGAGUUCAACUACUGAUUCUGGGAGCAGUGGGAGUGAUUUAAGCCAGGAAAAUGGGUACUUCAAUAAUCCUAUAGAGCCUACUUUGAGCUUAGGGUUUGAAAUGGUUCAUCAUCACCAUCAUCAUCAAUAUCAGCCACAAAUCUAUGGUCGUGAUUUCAAGAGAAGUUCAAGAACGAAUAUCAAUGGAGCCAAAAGAAGUAUUAGAGCUCCUAGGAUGAGAUGGACUACAACACUUCAUGCUCAUUUUGUUCAUGCAGUCCAGCUUCUUGGUGGCCAUGAAAGAGCAACACCAAAAUCUGUCUUAGAGUUGAUGAAUGUUAAGGAUCUAACCCUAGCUCACGUGAAGAGUCACUUGCAGAUGUAUAGAACAGUGAAGAGCACUGACAAAGGAUCAGGACAAAUGCAAACAGACAUGAGCUUGAAUCAAAGGUCAGGGAUUGUUGAUUUGGAUGGUAGACUAAUAUCACCACAACCGACACCACAAAGGACCCAAAGUGGUUCUUGGCUACCAUCAUUGGAGGUGAAUAAUUUGAGCAUAUCAAGCAAUGGGAAUGGAUUGACUUUACAUCCAAAUGAUGCUAAGGUGGAUGGAGACAAUAAAGUGCUUCAUGUGUCAAAUCCAGACAUGUUGCUUAACCUAGAAUUCACCCUUGGAAGGCCAAGCUUUGCUCAUGAAUCUUCAAAUGACUUAACUCUUCUCAAGUGUUAAAAAAACAUGUUUUUAAUAAUAAAAACAAAAGAAAACCAGCAAAUAUAUUGCUUUAUUUGUUGUUGUUAUUUUGGGGAUGAAAUAUCUAACUUGUAUGAAUAUGAACUAGCCUUGUUCCUGUUCUUUCAAUUUUGUCAUGCAAUGAAAAGAAAAACAACACAAAA